CAAAUGUAUAUUUUUGUCCUUAAAAAACUCACUGGCUGCGAACACAAACUUCCCUCGUUUGCCUCUCUCUGAUUCUGCAAUUAGCUUGUGUUGUCUAUGAAAAGCUCCAUUUUUGGUCUCUUCCAAUUAGUCAAGGAGAUCGACUGCUGAAAAAAGGCUGUGGCAAUCUGAAUAAUUAUUCAGGAAGAGGAGUUGUUCAUACCCAUUUGUAGCCGAGACUCAAAAGGCAUGUCGUCAGAAUUUCCACUGGAGAUCAUCUUUGAAAUACUUAUACGACUUUCUGUGAAGCCUCUUCUUCGUUUCAGAUGCGUAUCUAAGUCAUGGUGUGCCAUUAUUGACAGCCCACUUUUCAUUAAUGGGCAUGUUAAACGAUCGAUUGAAACCAAUACCAACCAUCAGCUCAUCCUUGAGGAAUGGGAUUUUGGAACCAGAGGCUGUCCAUCUAAUUUGUACUCAGCGAGUAUUGAUGAGGGACUUGGUAUAUCCCUUAAAGGUAUGGGUAAACCGCUAAUGCACCAAUCUGGAGGUUUGUUCUCUAAUUCUUGCAAUGGGUUGAUUUUAAUGUAUGAUGCCUAUGAAGUUGUUGCUAUAUGGAAUCCGUUUACUAGAAGGUGUCGUAAGAUACCCACUGAACCAUUUGAGACCCCUAAUAGAGAAUUAUGCCCCGACUGGCCAUCCACAUUUGGUUUUGGGUACGACAACAUUCAUGAUGACUACAAAGCUGUAAGAAUCAUGGGAUUUCAUCCAAAAGAUUCUUUGCGGGCCCAUGAAGUGAAGGUGUACAGUUUGAGAACAAAUACUUGGAAAAGGGUCCAAGAUUUCCCUUACCUUGGAUAUAUAUUUCGUCAAGAUUAUGGAGCAUUUGCGAGUGGUGCUUCUCACUGGUUGCUAUUUAGAAUUAGACCCACGGACAAUUUUGAUUAUAUGGAUACUAAUUUAAUAGCUGCCUUUGAUUAUGUGAAGGAGGAGUUUCAAGUUCUGCCACAGCCAGAAUAUACUGAAGUGUUCGGCCAUAAUUGCCUUGUAGCCCUUCAAGGAUGUUUAUGCAUGUUAUCAAUUAAUCAGUCGAUGGAUGCAACUCAGGUUACGAUGUACAUGAUGAAGAACUAUGGGAUGAGAGGUUCUUGGAACAAGUCGCAUAUUUUUACACAAGCCAAUAUUCCUUCUGGUUUUUUGUGCGCCAGGCCUUUAGUAUAUUCAAUGAGGGGUGAUAAAAUGCUCAUAGAGGUGGGCUGCACUGAGGGAUGGGAGGAGUGCCGUAUGGGUCUUGUUUGGUAUAACUUGCAAGAGAAAAAAGGUUCAAAAGUCGAGAUCUGCAAUAAACAUCCUAGAUUCACUGCAUUGGUUUGUUUGGAAAGCCUUGUUAGCCUUGGUGAAGAUGACCACUUUGACGGAGCUCAUGAGAUCUGUCAGUGAUGCUGCUGCUGCUGCUUGCAGCGAGGAUGAAGAAGAAAUGCGUGGUGGAGACAAACUUUGACAUAGGUCGUGAAUUGAAUUGCAUGAAUAUAGGUAAAACAUCCAAGUUCAGUGGAUGAUUAUGCUCUGGUUUUUUCGUUAGUUUAGCUGCAAAUGUUAUCUAUUCAUAUAAUUAGCUUGUACGGCUUUUCUUGCCAAGAAAACUAGAACAUGCUGAUGCUGGGAAGAUCUGUCUGGUAGUAUAUUGAUGAAAUAUUCCAUAAAGUUCGCUGUGUCCAUCAAGUAAUCAAGUUUUUGGUGCUGUGAGACAGACUACUACUACUACUACUACUACUUUCUUGAUAAUUUCUU
Messenger RNA from Tripterygium wilfordii, 1767 nucleotides. RefSeq names its product F-box protein CPR1-like. The record is from RefSeq and is a predicted model, not a curated record. The transcript is spliced from 2 exons. NCBI's taxonomy places the organism in Eukaryota, Viridiplantae, Streptophyta, Magnoliopsida, Celastrales, Celastraceae. Gene Ontology annotation, molecular function: protein binding. The coding region runs from base 229 to 1416 and encodes 395 amino acids.